Messenger RNA from Vidua macroura (Pin-tailed whydah), 2583 nucleotides. It is a transcript of the gene CDH6, whose product is annotated as cadherin 6. Lineage: Eukaryota; Metazoa; Chordata; Aves; Passeriformes; Viduidae. The transcript has 12 exons. Gene Ontology annotation, cellular component: plasma membrane; catenin complex; adherens junction. Gene Ontology annotation, molecular function: calcium ion binding; cadherin binding. Gene Ontology annotation, biological process: homophilic cell-cell adhesion; cell-cell junction assembly; calcium-dependent cell-cell adhesion. The record is from RefSeq and is a predicted model, not a curated record. Bases 211 to 2583 code for a protein of 790 amino acids.
GCGGCGGGAGAAGGGGCCAGGGAGCUGCGCUACCGCGCCGCCAACCCGGGCGAGGCUCGGCCGCGUCGUCCCUGCGUGCCGAGAUCCUUUGAGACUGCAAAGACUAUUUAAAGAAGGAAGACAGCAUGAGAUUGGAUUUAGUGUAGUAAAGUAGGUUAAUUUGAGGACAAGACAAAAAAAUCAUUAUUUAGACCUUCUUGUGUUGCCGUGAUGAGAACUUACCAUUGCUUCUGGCUGCUGUUUUGGGCUGGUCAGCCCCACCAAAGUUUCUUAACUCCAUUAUCCAAAAGGACUAGUGGCUUUCCAGAAAAGGAAGAGGUUUUGGUGUUGUCUGGAAACAGCAGGCAAGACCUCCAUCGUUCCAAAAGGAGCUGGAUGUGGAAUCAGUUCUUUUUAUUGGAGGAAUACACAGGAACUGACUACCAAUAUGUUGGCAAGCUGCAUUCAGACCAGGAUAAAGGAGAUGGAUCACUUAAAUACAUCCUUUCUGGAGAUGGAGCAGGAGACCUCUUCAUUAUCAAUGAAAACACUGGUGACAUCCAGGCCACAAAGAGACUAGACAGGGAAGAAAAGCCUGUAUACAUACUCCGUGCCCAGGCUAUAAACAGAAGGACUGGAAGACCAGUGGAACCAGAAUCUGAGUUCAUCAUUAAGAUCCAUGAUAUCAAUGACAAUGAGCCAAUGUUUACAAAGGACGUUUACAAUGCCAGCAUUCCCGAAAUGUCAGAUGUUGGUACCUUUGUUGUGCAAGUCACUGCAACUGAUGCCGAUGAUCCUACAUAUGGGAACAGUGCUAAAGUUGUCUACAGCAUUCUCCAGGGACAACCAUAUUUCUCCGUUGAAUCUGAGACAGGCAUUAUUAAAACUGCUUUACUGAACAUGGACCGUGAAAAUAGGGAGCAAUACCAAGUGGUCAUCCAGGCUAAAGACAUGGGAGGCCAGAUGGGCGGAUUAUCAGGAACCACCACCGUGAACAUCACACUGACUGAUGUCAACGACAAUCCACCUCGCUUCCCCCAGAGCACAUACCAGUUCAGAGCUCCUGAGUCUAUGCCACUCGACUCCCCGGUUGGCAGGAUAAAAGCUAACGAUGCUGACGUGGAUGAAAAUGCAGAGAUUGAAUACAGCAUCACUGAGGGGGAUGGAUAUGACAUGUUUGGAAUUACCACAGACAAGGACACACAGGAAGGAAUUAUAACUGUGAAAAAGGCAUUGGAUUUUGAAAGCAAAAACUUGUAUAUUCUCAAAGUGGAAGCUACCAACACUCAUGUGGACCCUCGAUUCCUGUACUUGGGGCCAUUCAAAGACUCAGCCACAGUCAGAAUUCAGGUGGAGGAUGUAGAUGAACCUCCCAUGUUCAGCAGACCAGCAUACAUAAUGGAAGUGAAAGAAGAUGUUCCAUUAAACAGUGUAAUAGGAACAGUAACUGCUCAGGAUCCAGAUGUUGCCAAGAAUCCUGUCAAGUAUUCUGUAGAUCGUCACACUGAUAUGGACAGAGUAUUCAACAUCAAUUCAGGCAAUGGUUCGAUAUUCACUUCAAAACCCCUUGACCGGGAAACACUGCUGUGGCACAACAUUACAGUAAUAGCAGCAGAGAUCAACAACCCAAAACAAAGCAGCCGUGUCCCCGUGUUCAUUAAGGUCUUGGAUGUAAAUGACAACGCUCCAGAGUUUGCCAUGUUUUAUGAGACCUUCGUCUGUGAGAACGCAAAGGCAGAACAGCUGAUACAAACAUUAAGUGCUGUUGAUAAAGAUGACUCUUACAAUGGACAUCAGUUUUCAUUCUCCUUAGCUCCCGAGGCUGCCAGCAGCUCAAACUUUACACUACAGGACAACAGAGACAACACAGCAGGGAUUUUCACUCGAAAAACCAGAUAUAACCGGCAUGAAACAAGUACCUACUUCUUGCCAGUGGUAAUAUCAGACAAUGAUUACCCCAUCCAGAGCAGCACUGAAACGGUGACUAUUCGGGUGUGUGCUUGUGACCAUCGAGGAAAGAUGCUGUCCUGUAAUGCAGAAGCCUUGAUUCAUCCUACUGGUCUUAGCACUGGUGCUCUUAUUGCCAUUCUUCUCUGCAUCAUUAUAUUACUUGUUACUGUGGUGCUGUUUGCAGCACUGAGACGACAGCGGAAAAAAGAGCCUUUGAUAAUUUCCAAAGAAGACAUCAGAGACAACAUUGUCAGUUAUAAUGAUGAAGGUGGUGGAGAGGAAGACACCCAGGCAUUUGAUAUUGGCACGCUGAGGAAUCCCGAAGCCAUAGAUGAUAAUAAAUUACGCAGAGACAUUGUGCCAGAAACGCUUUUUCUGCCGCGGCGGACUGCAACAGCACGAGAUAACACGGAUGUCAGAGAUUUCAUUAACCAAAGGUUAAAGGAAAAUGACACUGAUCCAACAGCACCCCCGUAUGACUCAUUAGCAACCUACGCGUAUGAAGGUAAUGGUUCUGUGGCCGAGUCCCUCAGCUCCUUGGAGUCGGUGACUACGGACGGAGAUCAGGACUACGAUUACCUCAGUGACUGGGGACCUCGGUUUAAAAAGCUGGCAGAUAUGUAUGGCUCAAUGGACAGUGACAAAGACUCUUAA